UGUGUGUCAAGGACACGUGUAACACUUAUAACUCAAAUAGCACUGACACUCGCUGCUCAGUACUCAAGAUAGUGUGUAUGGAGUUGCAGACAAGUAACAGCAAACAUGAGUGUAUGGACAGAUUGGCUAGACUUUAUCCCAGUCGUGGGUACAGUCAAGAACACGGUCGAAGCUGUAACAGCCGUCUGCCAUGGGGACUAUGACCUUGCGAAGGAAAAAGGAGCCAGUGCCGCUUUGGGUCUUGUGCUGGAUGUUCUCACAGGUGGUACCGAACAUGCCGCUGGGACUGCCGCCCUCAAAGUGGGUCAAAAACUCGCUCUUAAGGGCACUACAGAAAAAGUUGUGGUGAAUGUCAUGACUAAAGCCGGGGCCAGAGCCGGUACAAAAGCAGUUGCUGCUCGGAUUCUGAUCCACGAAUUGGGCAAAAAAUCUAGCAGACCCAAAGACCCAAAGACCAAUGAGGAUGAGAAGAAAAAGCCAUCUCAACGUGGUGAACAUGUCAUCAACAACAACGUCCUGAAGGUGUUUCGGACAAUCAUUGACCGAUUUGCUGAUAAGAUUGGAAGCACUGCAGCUCAACUGCUUAAAGAGGACACAACAGCUUAUAAAGCAUAUUAUUCACCUCUUCCUGAAGCCACAACCCAGUCUAUCGGGAACAUCAUGGUUGCACAUAUUCCGGAAGAGGACCAAUACAUUGAUGCCAACGCAACGGCCUAUGGUAUAGCCAUUGGGGAGAUAUCUGACAUGGUGGUCACUUACAUGUACGACUAUUAUGGCAACAACAGCUACAAUGCUCCUGUUGUCGAUAGGAGUAUCACCGAGCUGGUUCGUUUACUGAACGAAAGUCACUUGUAUGUGGAUGAGUACGCCAAACAGUACUGGUUACAUCAUGGCGGGAGUGAGGCCUUGUUUGAGGAGAGCAGACGACAAGUGGUGCAGAUGUUCAGACGUCUGUGUGCACCGACAAGUGGGGAGAACGAGGCAAAGCAGUGGGUGCGUGAUCUUACUGGCCACACUUAAAUUUACACCGCCAUUGGCUGCCAAGACAAGCUAUAGUAGCCCCUCACCUAUACUGACAUUGGCUGCCAAGACAAGCUAUAGUAACCUUUACCUAUACUGACAUUGGCUGCCAAGACAAGCUACUGUAACCCUUACCUAUACUGAUAUUGGUUCCCAAGACAAGCUACUGUAAGACUCACCUAUACUGACAUUGGUUGCCAAGACAAGCUACUGUACGAUUCACCUAUACUGACAUUGGUUGGCAAGACAAGCUACUGUAACCCUCACCUUUAUUGACAUUGGAUGCCAAGACAAGCUAUAGUAACCCUCACCUAUACUGAUAUUGGUUGCCAAGACAGGCUACUGUAACCCUCACCUAUACUGUCAUUGGUUGCCAAGACAAGCUAUAGUAACCUUCACCUAUACUGACAUUGGAUGCCAAGACAAGCUACUGUAA
Molecule: messenger RNA, 1456 nt
Organism: Haliotis rubra (blacklip abalone)
Lineage: Eukaryota; Metazoa; Mollusca; Gastropoda; Lepetellida; Haliotidae
Exons: 2
Coding region: 106-1020 (304 amino acids)
Source: RefSeq, a predicted model, not a curated record